Suillus subalutaceus is the source of this 1725-nucleotide messenger RNA. RefSeq lists its product as uncharacterized. The record is from RefSeq and is a predicted model, not a curated record. The coding region runs from base 1 to 1725 and encodes 574 amino acids. NCBI's taxonomy places the organism in Eukaryota, Fungi, Basidiomycota, Agaricomycetes, Boletales, Suillaceae. The transcript is spliced from 4 exons.
AUGUCUCAGCCCAAGACAGUUGCGCAGCGCAUGGCAACUCGGCCUAAGAAUGCAACUCAACAUCCGGGACGCAUCGUGAUUGAAAGUCAGGGAAAGAGACGUACCGCUGUUCAGAAGGCCGCUGACGACCAGCGCGAAAAGGAGGCAAAGGAGGCAAGUCAUAAAGCUGUGCAGGAAAGUUAUCAGCGUAUUGCAACUAUGCAAGCACAGAUGCAGGCUGAUCAAGAGAAUGCCCGUGUUGACGCACCUAAGCCUAAGCCUCCUCGUGCACGCCCAGUGGGGAAGGCUGCAAAAACCUCGAAGACCCCCGACUCGACUAUGGAUGGUAGGCAAGCAGGAGCAGAAAUUGUCGCCACUGAUAAGCCUGUUGUCGCCAAAGGCAAGGGUCAAAAGGGUAGAGCCAGACAGUUAGCAGCUGGUGUUAAUGUUGAACAUCCUGCGACUGAUGAAGACUUGGAGGAGGAGCCAGUAGCAGCAAAACCCCAGAGAAAAAAGGCCACCAAACCGCUGGUGAGAGAUGCGAUUGAAGCGUUAAACGCUGGCGUCGUUAUCGAUGGAUCAACAAAGGCACGUGACGCAAACGUCAAGACGAUUGAUAUUCCCAAAAAAUUUUCGUUUGCUGGACGUGUUCCGGGGUGGAUAUCGACUGUUCCCACGAACGCCUCAAAGCCAUCCUCCAAGGCUGCUACUACGCACUCACGCAGUGCUAGUACUAGCUCCGCUUUCUCUAAGCUCACAAGAGGGAGCACUAUCAGCAGCAAUGUUCCACCCCCGUCCACACCCAUCAGUAUUCCCGAUGCUGGGUCUGCUUUCUCGGGCCUGUAUGCGUCUGAUGCUGACAAGGACGAGUACGACUCGGAGGAGCUGUUCACCAAACCUCUUUCUGGUUUCAAAGGCAAAAAGGCUUUAACUGUGAUCCUCAGCGAUAUCCGCGACCAAAUUAUCUUCAUGAAUUCGGGUAUUGGCGACAUCCCCCCUCCUCCACAGCUUGCCUCCCUGGGGGACUAUAAGUCCGAUUCCGAUGCCAGUCACAAGCUACAGGCCGCGGAUUAUGACUCUGACCUUGUACCUCCACCCCUCGCCCAAAAACCCUCUUCCCGCUCCGCCUUCCCAGUGGAUUAUGAGUCACUGGCUGCAAGCCAGAAGCGGAAACAGCCACCUCUUCUGAGCGAGGACGACUUAUUGUCGCUAUCAUCCGAUGAUGAAAUUGUGGAGAGCACUAAUGACCGUAUGAUCGCAAUUAAGGCUGAACCUGCUUUUGAACCAGUGUCCACGCACCGGUUGACAUCUACGACCAACAUUGCUACCACUCUCAAAGCCCCUCCGGCGAAACGGCUGAAGUCCGAAUCGUCCACUACCACUAUAACUGGUUCCCAUCGCGCUAUCGCCACUGCUAUCGCCACUCCCUCCAAGGCAAUUGCGCGUUCUGCAUUCAGGAAGAAGCAUCUUCCAAAGGGUUGUCAGAUGGCAAACAAGUGGGCAAGGGAGUUCAUUCCUACUGCCAUUCGCUGUGUUGGCGAUUUAUCUGAAGUAUGGACGCUAUUAGAUGACAUUCUCUGUCCUAUCUUGCAGUCAGCCUGGGACGCGGUCUACAAAGACAAGAUUCCACACACGGUUACAGCAGACGGGCCUGUCAUCGCCCUCGUAUGUUUUUUUUUCGCACAUGAUGUAAAUUUGAUCAUUUUAUUUGUAGACCCUCCAGCGGUUGUCAGAGUGGCGCAAUAG